This is a messenger RNA of Mesocestoides corti, 1287 nucleotides long. The record is from the annotation of a GenBank genome assembly. Lineage: Eukaryota; Metazoa; Platyhelminthes; Cestoda; Cyclophyllidea; Mesocestoididae.
AUGCUCAUCUUUUGGGAAGUUAUAUCAGAUGAACAUGGUAUUGAUCCAACUGGAACCUACCACGGCGAUUCCGACCUUCAACUCGAACGCAUUAAUGUUUACUACAAUGAAGCUACAGGUGGCAAAUACGUUCCUCGGGCCAUAUUGGUUGACUUGGAACCAGGGACCAUGGACAGUGUCAGAGCUGGGCCGUUUGGCCAAAUAUUUCGCCCAGAUAAUUUCGUGUUCGGGCAGAGUGGUGCGGGGAACAAUUGGGCGAAGGGCCAUUACACUGAAGGCGCUGAGCUAGUUGAUUCCGUGCUUGACGUCGUUCGAAAAGAAGCGGAGUCAUGUGAUUGCCUUCAAGGUUUUCAGUUAACUCACUCGCUGGGUGGCGGCACUGGCUCGGGCAUGGGUACACUUCUGAUAUCCAAAGUUAGAGAAGAAUACCCCGAUCGAAUCAUGAACACGUUUUCGGUUGUACCAUCCCCAAAGGUUUCGGACACCGUUGUGGAACCCUAUAACGCGACGUUGUCAGUUCAUCAACUCGUUGAGAACACAGAUGAGACUUACUGCAUUGAUAACGAAGCCUUGUACGAUAUAUGUUUGCGUACUUUGCGACUGACAACUCCCACGUAUGGCGACCUUAAUCAUUUGGUCAGUGCAACAAUGUCUGGUGUUACCACGUGUCUUCGUUUCCCUGGUCAACUGAACGCCGACCUUCGGAAGCUGGCUGUUAAUAUGGUCCCUUUUCCGCGCCUUCACUUUUUUAUGCCAGGGUUUGCUCCCCUCACCAGCAGAGGGUGCCAGCAAUAUCGGGCACUCACAGUUCCCGAGUUAACACAGCAGAUGUUUGACGCCAAAAAUAUGAUGGCAGCUUGUGACCCUAGACACGGUAGAUAUUUGACGGUUGCAGCGAUAUUUCGUGGAAGAAUGUCCAUGAAGGAUGUUGACGAGCAGAUGCUCAAUGUUCAAAACAAGAAUUCUAGUUACUUCGUCGAGUGGAUUCCAAACAACGUCAAGACUGCAGUUUGCGAUAUUCCUCCAAGAGGUUUAAAAAUGGCCUCGACCUUUGUGGGUAACAGCACAGCUAUUCAAGAACUCUUUAAGCGAAUCAGUGAGCAGUUUACGGCCAUGUUCAGACGAAAGGCCUUUUUACAUUGGUACACUGGUGAGGGUAUGGACGAAAUGGAGUUUACUGAGGCCGAAUCAAACAUGAAUGAUCUGGUGAGCGAAUACCAACAAUAUCAAGACGCCUGCGCGGAAGAAGAGGGCGAGUUCGAGGAAGAAGAAGGCGAAGAAGGCUAA